GAGGCAGGGAUAAGAGUCCAGUCAUAUUCUGUGGACACAUACUUAAAUAUUGCGAUCUCUAGUCGUGACUGCAUUCCAGACUGUUCAUGGAAUAGGAGAACAAUAUGGAGGACCUGAGGAAUAGGGGUCAAAAGAGAGAGGGGAGGCACAGGGACACAUGGGAUCCCUUUCAGCUAAAUCCUAUUGGAGCCGAGAAAGAAAAGAAGAAAACAUGUUUUAUCUUAGUGCAAUACUUCAUGGCAGUGGUUGUAGGCGUAUUGGUCCUGACCAGUGCCGUCAUCAGCAAGGGUUCUCUUCUAUCACUGGUCACACUUUCCAGUCCAAAAUCCCUCAGGAGUUCUACGGAUAGGCAGUUCUACACGCUACUCCUCAUGUGUGCCCUCGUUACACCCAACCUGCUGGUGUUCCUCAAGUGUCUGUGGAAAUGUGCUUUCAAAAGCUUUGUUUCUCCCACCAUGAAAACCAUGGCCAUUAUUUCAGUGAUUGAGGUUCUGGUGGCACUGGGAACCUCGAUCUUGGUUCUAAUUGUGAUGCCUCAGUUCGAUGUGCUGACCAACCUGUUUAUAUCUGGAGGUGUCUGCAUUGGCACGGCCUUCCUGCACGCUGUCCUUCGUCUUCAGCACCAGCGCUGGAUGAUCAUCUUUCCUAUUUGCUCAAUUAUUCUAGUGUUCACUGGCUACAGCCUGCUGGCUACCGAUUACUAUGUGCGAAUAUCUUCCUAUGUCUCAGACCAAGACCAAGACUGUUACUACUAUGUAGGCCUUGCUAUAUUUGCUUCCCUGUUAGUCUCUCUUAACUGGUGGGAAAAUUCUCUGCAGGCCAGCAACAAUAUUCAAGAUAUGCUCUCUGAAUUAGAUAGCUUCAGAGAUUCUGUGUUCAUGAUCACCAGUCUUAUGAGGAUCGCGGUCACUGUCGGGAUAUACUUCCUUUAUUAUGGCCUAAUAGCUGAGACCCGCAUCGACUGGAGCGCUUUCACAGAAGUUAAGAAAGAUACGCUUGAGGUAGGCCUUGGGGUGUUUUUUCUGCAAGCCUUCUGCUCUGCCGCCUGCCACUGGUUUGGCGUUGUGGCCUGCAAGAUCCAUUCCGUGAGGAUGAGCUUUGCCAUGCCAGUCUCAUUGACAGGCCCUGCUACACUGAUUGUCGGCAUAACACUGUUCCUUACUCAAGCAAGCACCUUGGAUUAUACACCCGAGACAUCAUAUCUUUCUGAAGCGGCAGGCAACUACUCAACAAUUGAUAACCCUUUUCUGGACUUUUGCGCCGGCAUUGUGAAGAUGAAGGUCUCCAACAGCACCUCACUGAUUCUUCUGGAACUCACCAACAGUAUCUGCAAAACAUCACUGAAUAGCCACUAUGCGGUUUGGCCUUUCUCCAUGUUGGCUCUUGAGGGGGUGUGCAUGUGGCUCGGGUUGAUUACGUGCACGUAUUACGUGUGGAGCAUGAAGGUGCCGCGUAUCGAGCGGACGUCCCAGCUCUUUGUGCGAAGGUUGUACGAGUCUGCUUUUAUUGAUCAGUCGCUACUUCUAAACACCAAAAUGAAAGUGAAGAAUCCAGAAAGCUCUGAGGAAGCAGAGAACUGUGUCAUAUAUCUCUGUGCAACAAUGUGGCAUGAAACAUAUGAUGAGAUGCUUAAGAUUCUUACCUCAAUGUUCAGACUGGACAGGUACAGAGGUGAUCCAAAGGAAGAGCACAAGGAUUUCUUCGACUUUGAAUGUCAUAUUUAUGUCGACGAUGCCUUUAUGAAAGACAAAACGACUGAGACAAAGUUGGUCAAUUCAUAUGUAGAUGACCUAAUAAAUGUGGUCAUAGAAGUAUACAGAGUAUUCACAAACAAAGAGCCAGAUGAAGUCUCUAUCACCGAAACUCCUUAUGGUGGCCGGAUUGCAUUUGUGCUACCAGAGGGAAACAUGUUAUAUAUCCAUCUGAAGGACAAACUUUUAAUACGAAACAAAAAGAGAUGGUCACAGAUCAUGUAUAUGUAUUAUCUCCUGGGUUGGAAAGGUUAUAUAGUGAAAAAUCCACAAAAAAUCACUAGACAGAACAAUGUGUGUCGUGCAAGUCUCAUAUCACUGGAUGGAGAGGCUUACCUCUUACCAAAUUUUGACAAUGAUAGCAAGAGGAAACACAUAUCAGAUGAGAACACGUACAUCUUAGCUUUGGAUGGGGACACUGACUUCCACCCUUCAGCUGUAAUUUUACUGGUUGAUCGUCUUCGAAUGUAUGCUAAUGUCGGUGCUGCUUGUGGAAGAAUUCAUCCAACUGGAAUGGGGCCGAUGGUGUGGUAUCAGAAGUUUGAGUAUGCUGUGGGGCACUGGCUCCAGAAAACAGCAGAACAUGUGUUUGGGUGUGUGCUUUGCAGCCCUGGAUGCUUCAGUCUGUUCAGAGGGUCAGCUCUAAUGGAUGACAAUGUGCUGAAGCGAUACACCACCAAGGCCACCAGGGCUUCUGAGUAUGUCCAAUAUGACCAAGGUGAGGAUCGCUGGCUUUGCACGCUGCUUCUCCAGCAGGGAUGGAGAGUGGAGUACAACGCUGCCUCAGACGCUUACACAAAUUCUCCACAGGAAUUUAAAGAGUUCUACAACCAAAGGCGCCGCUGGGGUCCCUCGACUCUCGCGAAUACAUUGGAUCUACUACACAGUGGAAAAGAAACUGCAAAGAGGAACUCUUCAAUAUCCAUGCUCUACAUCUUUUAUCAGAUCUUCACUGUGGCCUCUUCUAUACUUGGACCUGCUUCUGUCACUUUGAUGGUAGCUGGGGCUUUUCAGUUUGUGUUUAGUAUUGCAGGAACACUGUCCAUUGUCAUAGCAGUCAUACCACCAUUGGUUUACAUGCUAAUUUGUUUCUUCACCAAAUCCAACUUCCAGAUUACAAUCGCUGCCAUUUUUAGUGUUUUGUAUGCUUUUCUGAUGACAGCAUCUUUCUUCUCCAUUAUUGGCGACAUGGUGAAGGAAGGGACGUUCAUUACUCCUACUGGGAUAUUUCUGGUGUCCAUGGCAAUCUUGUACUUUGUUACAGCACUACUUCAUCCCCAGGAGUUUGGCAUGAUUGUCUAUGGGCUCAUGUAUUUUAUAUGCAUCCCUAGCGGUUACCUCCUACUUACUAUCUACUCCUUGGUCAACAUGAACAUAGUGUCCUGGGGCACUCGAGAAUCCAACAAAGAGAAGGAGGAGAAAAAGCAUGUGGGUGUUUUGUGCAACCGCAACUGCAAACUCUGUUGCUGGGAUGUAAAUAUCCAAGUCACUCAAGAAACCGAAAACUUAAUGCUCCAGCAACUCCAGCAAGCAGUCAAUCCGGAUGGUUCAUCGGCCAAAGUGGAGUCGACCGUACUGGGUGCUGAGGACAAUUCAAAACCUUCUGAAACGGACAAUCAGCCUAAUGUUGAAAACAAAAGAGGUGCUUCAUUGAGGAAAAGAGAUGUCAAGCAUCUGUCCAAUGAGAAGGAACAAGAAGAUACAAAAUCUUUAAACAGUACUAGUGACAUCAGCAUGGAUCAAAAAACUUACAAUUCAUAUGAUGAUGAUGAGGAUGAUGACUUGGAUGCGUACAAUGAUGAAGAAGAGCAAGUAAUUGAUGUUGUCCCUGAUAGUGAGUGGGUUGGACCAGUAAAGACAGUAUUCCUGAGGAAGCUUACCUACGCAAAUCUCAAAAGGAACCUGCAGGAGCAGAUCAGGUACACCCUUAGAAACAAGCACCAGGAAGAUCUGUGUGAGGAACUGGUGCUCAUGCUAACCGACACUCUUAAUGAAGAGCUAAAGGACAAAGUUGGUCCGGAGGACGUUUUGUUGGAAAGCCAACUGGAAGAACUACAGGAUGCUCUUAACGAGUCGGCAAGAAGGAUCCUAAAAACCAACCGCAUGCAAUUCAACCAAAUGAAGAGGCUGGAGGCAAGAGUCAAACGAGCUAUUGAAAGAACCCUAGUGGCCCCCCAGGUUACAAGACUGAAUGAGGAUGAGACUGACUUCUGGAAUAAGCUGAUAGAGCGCUACCUAAAACCCAUAGACGAUCCCAAAAGCCAUCUAGAGCAAGUGGAAAGAGAACUAAAAUCCCUACGGAACAAGGCAGUAUUUCUGUACUUUAUUAUAAACGUCUUAUGGGUAGUGGCCACAUUUUUUCUUCAAGCCAUUGGGAGUGAUGUCAUUAGCAUCAAGAUUCCCAAAUAUUUGCCCAAUGGUAGUUUGGCUGAUGAACCCCUGAAGGUGGAACCUCUAAGUUUAAUGUUCCUGCUGUCUUUUGCUAUCCUUUUGCUGAUCCAGUUUCUGGCAAUGCUUUACCACAGAGUGUACACCUUGAUCCAUGUGCUAGCCUACAGAAGCACAGAGAAGGACUACAGAGAAAAGGAUGCUGACGAGGAAGCAAUGAUCUAUGAGAACCAGAUUAUAAAUGAUCUCGUCAUAACCAGUGAUGACCUGUGAUGAAGAUACGAAGGAUUUGAGUGUAUUUACAUUUACUUAUGACUGCACUCUUGUAAUGCCAAGUCCAGGGUACAAGUUUUAUUGUGCCACAAAAAAAUGCAAUAAAAAUUCCAGCUGAGAGAAAAGUGAAAAUACUGUAAAGACACAAAUGUGUGAAUUAAACUUUGUGUAUUUAUAUUUAUACUGUGAUUUUAUUAUAGUGUAGGCAACAGAGAAGCUGUAGCUCAAUGACCCCAAAAAGUGUUUGUGUUAAAACUAAACUGCUUAAAUGCUUAAUGAAAAUUAGGAUUCACCUGAAAGAUAUGAACGAUUUAAUUAACAAUACGGCUAUACCCUGAUAUCAUUCUCAUACAAGAGCUGCCAAGUCUUUGUGGCUAGGAUUGGCUUCACUGUGCUGUAAUCAUAAACCAAAAUCACAGCUGAUUCUGAAGUUUACCAGAAGUCACCAGACUCAUGAUAUAUCAAACAUGUUACUCUGUUUUUCCAAAACAUGUUGUGUGUGUCUGUGAAGAUUCUCAGUCAUCCAGGUGUAAUUAUCUGGAAGUUAAGUCAUGUCAGCUUCUUCAGAGUGAUGUUCAUUGUGCUUAAUUUUUACAGCCUAAUUACAGGCCAAAGUCUAAAAUUCAGCUCCAGUUAGUUUAUACACCUAGAAACUGAUUAUGUGAAUGUUUUUAUGGUCAUUAGCUAAUGUGAUCAUUGUCUGGCUCGAAAACUGUCCAUGGUUGUACAUUUUAAUUAAAUGUUAUCAGCACAAGUAAUAAAUGGUUAUUACAUGUA
Messenger RNA from Silurus meridionalis, 5189 nucleotides. It is a transcript of the gene chs1, whose product is annotated as chitin synthase 1. The coding region runs from base 105 to 4412 and encodes 1435 amino acids. The transcript is spliced from 19 exons. Gene Ontology annotation, cellular component: cell periphery; cell septum. Gene Ontology annotation, molecular function: chitin synthase activity. NCBI's taxonomy places the organism in Eukaryota, Metazoa, Chordata, Actinopteri, Siluriformes, Siluridae. The record is from RefSeq and is a predicted model, not a curated record.